UCCACGACCGUCCUCCUCACUACUUACAAGCCAGCAGAGCCCAGCACCACACGUACUGGUGCAUGCACACUAGCUACCUUCCAGGUGCAGUGCCACUAACCUUAGACGAUAGAUAGCUCGAUCUCGAUCUCGAUCUCUCACACCGGCAGCCAGCCAUGGCGCUCGCGUCUCUCCCCAAGGUGGUGCUGGGCUCCUUCGCCUUCGCCGUCUUCUGGAUGAUGGCGGUGUUCCCGUCGGUGCCGUUUCUCCCCAUCGGCCGGACGGCGGGGUCGCUGCUCUCCGCCGUGCUCAUGAUCGUCUUCCACGUGAUCAGCCCCGACGACGCCUACGCCUCCAUCGACCUCCCCAUCCUCGGCCUGCUCUUCUCCACCAUGGUCGUCGGUGGGUACCUCAAGAACGCCGGCAUGUUCAAGCACCUCGGCACCCUCCUCGCGUGGAAGAGCCAGGGCGGCCGCGACCUGCUCUGCCGCGUCUGCGUCGUCACCGCGCUCGCCUCCGCGCUCUUCACCAACGACACCUGCUGCGUCGUGCUCACCGAGUUCGUGCUCGAGCUCGCCGCCGAGCGCAACCUGCCCGCCAAGCCCUUCCUCCUCGCGCUCGCCUCCAGCGCCAACAUCGGCUCCAGCGCCACCCCCAUCGGCAACCCGCAGAACCUCGUCAUCGCCUUCAACAGCAAGAUCUCCUUCCCCAGGUUCCUCAUCGGGAUCCUGCCGGCCAUGCUCGCCGGCAUGGCCGUCAACAUGGUCAUGCUGCUCUGCAUGUACUGGAAGGACCUCGAGGGCGUGGCCCCCGACGCCGACGGCAAGCAGAUGGCCGUCGUGGAGGAGGGCGGCCGCUCGCCGUCCGUGGCGUCGCUCAAGAGCCCGCACCCCUUCAACGGCACCAUGGCCGACGACGGGAACGAGUCGAUGAUGGAGGAGAACCUCUCCACCAAGCACCCCUGGUUCAUGCAGUGCACGGAGCACCGGCGCAAGCUCUUCCUCAAGAGCUUCGCCUACAUCGUGACGGUGGGCAUGGUGGUGGCCUACAUGGCCGGGCUCAACAUGUCGUGGACGGCCAUCACCACCGCCAUCGCGCUGGUUGUCGUAGACUUCCGGGACGCCGAGCCCUGCCUCGUCAAGGUCUCCUACUCGCUGCUCGUCUUCUUCUCCGGCAUGUUCAUCACCGUCAGCGGCUUCAACAAGACGGGGCUGCCGGGCGCCAUCUGGAACUUCAUGGCGCCCUACUCCAAGGUGGACAGCGCCGGCGGCAUCUCCGUGCUCUCCGUCAUCAUCCUCCUCCUCUCCAACCUCGCCUCCAACGUACCAACAGUGCUGCUGAUGGGGAACGAGGUGGCUACCGCGGCGGCGCUCAUCUCGCCGGCAGCGGUGACGCGGUCCUGGCUGUUGCUGGCGUGGGUGAGCACGGUGGCGGGCAACCUGUCGCUGCUAGGGUCAGCAGCGAACCUGAUCGUGUGCGAGCAGGCACGCCGGGCGCCCCGCAACGCCUACGAGCUCACCUUCUGGAACCACCUCAUCUUCGGCGUGCCCUCCACCCUCAUCGUCACCGCCGUCGGCAUCCCCCUCAUCGGAAAGAUGUAGCCACCCUAUGCAUCUACCAGCAUCGCCCACACCACCGCCGCCGAUCCAACUAUAUGCAAUAUACACUUUAAUUUCCUUAUAUAUAUAUAUAUAUAUAUACCAGCAGCCUGUACAUACGUACGUGCAUACACAAGCGUAUAUACGGGCACUUUGUACGUACGUACAUACAGGUCCUAGCCUCCGUUUUCGUAUGUGUGUUAAUUGCUGCGUGCGUCGUUGAUUAAUUAGUAUAUGUAUGUAUGUAUGGUGAGAAGAGAGGGAGAGGGAGAUGGUUAUCAUGCACGGUGUGCUAAUUAAUUAAGCAGUGCACUGUGGACUGUACUGGUGAUUGAUCUGCAUGGAUUAAUGGAUUUGCUUCAUCAGACCAGAGAACACAUAUGUUAUAUAUGCAAGUGCAAUAUAUGUGGUUGCAUGUGUUUGCAUGGCACUUGAAGAAAAAAGAAAAGAAAUCUCCUGUUGGUUUC
This is a messenger RNA of Hordeum vulgare subsp. vulgare (domesticated barley), 2044 nucleotides long. Its product is annotated as silicon efflux transporter LSI2. The record is from RefSeq and is a predicted model, not a curated record. Bases 156 to 1580 code for a protein of 474 amino acids. Gene Ontology annotation, biological process: transmembrane transport. Gene Ontology annotation, cellular component: membrane. The transcript has 2 exons. NCBI's taxonomy places the organism in Eukaryota, Viridiplantae, Streptophyta, Magnoliopsida, Poales, Poaceae.